UUCUCUCCCUCUCUCUCUCUUCGAACGCAACUUUUGCAGAAAUCUCUCCCUCUCUCCGCCCCCCCCCAACACACGCACAGACAUGUUGAGCUGAGAAGGUCGGGGGAUCGUUCCUGUCCCCCCCCCGGCCCCUAAAUCUGGGGGACCUCCAGCCACCCCCCCUCCCCACUUGACCCGUUCACUGGGCGACGACCCCCACCCCUCCCUCCCACCCUCCGCCCCCCCCCUUCCCUGCCCAUCUUCUAUUUUUGCUUCUCCUCCUUCGGCGGCUGGUGCAGCAGUAACAGCUCCUGGAUGGACCCCUCCGCGGCUUCCCCUCGCCCGCCGCCUUCCUCCGGCAACUGAAGCGAGAUGCAGGAGGCUGGUGGCCGCUUCGGCUGUACGGAGAGACACAGGCGCAAGAUGGCAGAUUUCUAUUGAGUUUAAAGGGGCGGUGGGGGAAGCCGAAGUCCUGCUUCGUUUUUUCUUCCGUUGCCAUGAAUAACAGGAUCCCUUGCACCGAUGGCUCCCAUGUACGAAGGUAUGGCCUCCCAUGUGCAAGUUUUCUCUCCUCAUACCCUUCAAUCAAGUGCCUUCUGUAGCGUGAAGAAACUAAAAGUCGAACCAAGUUCUAACUGGGAUAUGACUGGGUACGGCACACAUAGCAAAGUCUAUAGUCAGAGCAAAAACGUGCAAUCUUCUCAAGCGGCCGCUGCCAUCAAUGCCUCUCUCCAAAUUCCAAACCCCAGCAUCCCUUAUGAGCAGACCAUCAUCUUCCCAGCCAGCACCGGGCACAUUGUGGUAACAUCUGCCAAUAGCACCUCUGGUGUGGUUGCAGUAUCUGGGCAGGCAUUGGGUGGACCACACAACCUGAUGCGUCGAAGCACUGUGAGCCUUUUGGAUACCUACCAAAAAUGUGGACUUAAACGGAAAAGCGAGGAAAUCGAGAACACAAGCAGUGUUCAAAUUAUUGAAGAGCAUCCACCGAUGAUUCAGAAUAAUGCCAGUGGGGCCACAGUAGCCACCACAACAACGUCCACUGCCACAUCCAAAAAUAGUGGCUCCAACAGUGAAGGGGAUUACCAGUUGGUACAACAUGAAGUGCUGUGUUCCAUGACCAACACAUACGAAGUAUUAGAAUUUCUUGGCCGUGGUACUUUUGGGCAAGUUGUGAAAUGCUGGAAACGUGGCACCAAUGAAAUUGUGGCCAUCAAGAUUCUUAAAAACCAUCCUUCUUAUGCCAGGCAAGGUCAAAUUGAAGUGAGCAUCUUGGCUCGGUUAAGCACUGAAAGCGCAGAUGAUUACAACUUUGUCCGAGCCUACGAAUGUUUCCAGCACAAGAACCACACCUGCUUUUUUGAGAUGUUGGAACAGAACUUGUAUGAUUUUUUAAAGCAAAACAAGUUCAGUCCAUUGCCCCUUAAGUACAUCAGGCCAAUAUUACAGCAGGUAGCCACAGCUCUCAUGAAAUUGAAAAGCUUGGGUUUGAUCCAUGCUGACCUCAAGCCAGAAAAUAUCAUGUUGGUGGAUCCAUCUCGGCAGCCCUAUAGGGUCAAGGUUAUUGACUUUGGUUCUGCUAGUCAUGUGUCCAAAGCUGUGUGCUCAACUUACCUUCAGUCCAGAUACUACAGAGCCCCUGAAAUCAUCCUUGGUUUACCCUUCUGCGAAGCAAUUGACAUGUGGUCUUUGGGAUGUGUCAUUGCAGAACUUUUUUUGGGUUGGCCAUUAUAUCCAGGAGCUUCAGAAUACGAUCAGAUCCGGUAUAUUUCACAGACACAAGGAUUGCCAGCUGAAUAUUUGUUAAGUGCAGGAACAAAGACCACAAGAUUUUUCAAUAGGGACACUGAUUCACCAUAUCCACUGUGGAGGCUAAAGACACCAGAUGACCAUGAGGCAGAGACGGGUAUCAAGUCAAAAGAAGCAAGAAAGUACAUUUUUAACUGUUUGGAUGACAUGGCACAGGUAAAUAUGACAACAGAUUUGGAAGGAAGUGAUAUGUUGGUGGAAAAGGCAGACCGGAGGGAGUUCAUCGAUCUGUUAAAGAAAAUGUUGACGAUAGACGCAGAUAAGAGGAUAACGCCAAUUGAAACACUCAACCACCCAUUUGUCACCAUGACACACCUGCUUGAUUUCCCCCACAGCACCCACGUUAAGUCCUGUUUUCAAAACAUGGAGAUUUGCAAGCGGCGAGUAAACAUGUAUGACACUGUGAAUCAGAGCAAAACACCAUUCAUCACCCAUGUCGCCCCAAGCACAUCAACCAAUUUAACCAUGACCUUCAAUAACCAGCUCAAUACAGUUCAUAACCAGGCCACCACUCUGGCUCCCACUUCCACUACCAGUGCCACUAUUUCCUUAGCCAACCCUGAUGUCUCCAUACUAAACUACCAAUCUGCACUCUACCAGCCCUCGGCAGCGUCCAUGGCCGCGGUGGCUCAGAGGAGCGUCCCUCUGCAGACAGGCACAGCGCAGAUAUGUGCUCGUCCUGAUCCUUUCCAGCAAGCCCUUAUCGUAUGUCCUCCAGGUUUUCAAGGAUUGCAAACUUCCCCUUCAAAGCAUGCUGGCUAUUCAGUCCGGAUGGAGAAUGCAGUUCCCAUAGUCACUCAGGCUGCUGGGGCUCCGCCCCUUCAGAUCCAACCAGGGCUUUUAGCACAGCAAGCCUGGCCGAGUGGCACUCAGCAAAUCUUGCUUCCUCCAGCUUGGCAGCAAUUGACCGGGGUAGCUACUCACACCUCAGUCCAGCAUGCUACUGUAAUCCCAGAGACCAUGGCAGGGACUCAACCACUGGCAGACUGGAGAAAUACACAUGCUCACGGUAGCCAUUACAACCCCAUCAUACAACAACCUGCACUUUUAACAAGUCAUGUCACCCUUCCAGCAGCCCAGCCUUUAAAUGUGGGUGUAGCUCAUGUCAUGAGGCAACAACCAACCAGCACCACCUCCUCAAGGAAGAGCAAACCGCACCAAUCAUCUGCAAGGAAUAUGUCCAACUUUGAGGUAUCUUCUUCUCAAACGAUCAGCUCUCCACAGCGGUCUAAGCGAGUAAAGGAGAACACCCCUCCUCGUUGUGCGGUGGUGCACAACAGCCCAGCCUGCAGCACCUCUGUCACAUGUGGGUGGGGAGAUGGACCUUCUAGUACUACAAGGGAACGACAGAGACAAACAAUAGUCAUCCCUGACACCCCCAGCCCCACAGUCAGUGUUAUCACAAUCAGCAGUGACACCGAUGAGGAAGAGGAACAGAAGCAUGCACCUACAAGCCCCCUGUCUAAGCAAAGAAAAAACGUCAUCAGCUGUGUAACUGUGCACGAUUCGCCAUAUUCUGAUUCCUCUGGCAACAGUCCAUACGCAGUGCAACAUCGUGGCGGAAACAAUAAUGGAAACAAUUAUGAGACAAAGGUUGCACCAGAGUCACACUGUAAUGGCAAUCCUCGGACGAUCAUUGUACCACCGCUGAAAACCCAGGCCAGCGAAGUCUUAGUAGAAUGUGAUAGCUUGGUACCAGUCACUACCAGUCACCACUCAUCUUCCUGUAAGUCAAAGUCCUCUAGCAUUGUGACCUCGACCAGUGGUCACUCUUCAGGGAGCUCAUCUGGAGCCAUCGCCUACAGGCAGCAGCGGCCAGGACCACACUUCCAGCAGCAGCAGCCUCUUAAUCUCAGCCAGGCGCAGCAACACCUUGCAACCGGGAGCCAUCGACGGCAACAGGCUUACAUUACUCCAACAAUUGCUCAGGCACCAUAUUCCUUCCCACACAACAGUCCUAGCCAUGGCACAGUCCAUCCUCACUUGGCUGCAGCUGCCGCCGCCCAUCUGCCAACUCAACCUCAUCUAUACACAUACACAGCACCCGCGGCUCUGGGUUCCACAGGCACCGUGGCUCACUUAGUGGCUUCCCAAGGCUCAGCCCGACACACCGUACAGCACACUACUUAUCCAGCCAGCAUCGUCCACCAAGUUCCGGUCAGCAUGGGCCCCCGUGUCCUUCCAUCACCCACAAUCCACCCAAGUCAGUAUCAAGCUCAGUUUGCCCAUCAAACCUAUAUCAGUGCAUCUCCAGCCUCCGUCUACACUGGAUAUCCCUUAAGUCCUACAAAAAUCAACCAGUACCCGUACAUCUAAACACUGGAAUGAGGAAAACGAAAAGACAUUUCAGCGCACAUGGAGAGGAUCACGGCUGCUUUUAUACUGAAGAAUGUCACAGGCAAAUGAACAAUGCAAAUGGGAGAUUCCGACAAAACUUGAACGAAGGAGACUUUAAGGAAGAAAGCAGACAAAAGAAGACGAGACACGUUCUACACUUUUAUUUAAAAAAAGAAAGAAAAGAAAGAAAAAAAACUAAAAAGAAUGAAAAAUAAAAAUACAAAAAAAUAAAUAAAAUUCUGCACCAAACCACAUAGUGGGAGAAGCAGAAGGACCACUGUUGUCUGGUCCUGUUUUGGAUUACUUCACCAAGAGACUUUUACAGAUUAUUUUCAUCUGAUUACAGGAGACUCCGUUUAGGAAUUCGUUGUUCAAAUCUUCUAAUACAAAGUUUCAUAGGUGUUUGGGUAUAUUUUUUUUAAUUAAACAAAGAAGCAUACAAAUUAGGGAUUUAUCCAGAAUUUCAAAAGGGUUAUGACUUUGUCUUUGCACUGGUUGCUGUAACCCAAAAUAAAUAAAAACACAACAAAAAGUGUGAUGUGUUCUCUGUUGGUAAUGGAAUGAGCAAAAACCGAGAGCUGUUUUGGAUUAUUCCAGCUUUCCCAAUAAG
Messenger RNA from Thamnophis elegans (Western terrestrial garter snake), 4732 nucleotides. It is a transcript of the gene HIPK2, whose product is annotated as homeodomain interacting protein kinase 2. Gene Ontology annotation, cellular component: nucleus; PML body; cytoplasm. Gene Ontology annotation, molecular function: SMAD binding; ATP binding; protein serine/threonine kinase activity. NCBI's taxonomy places the organism in Eukaryota, Metazoa, Chordata, Lepidosauria, Squamata, Natricidae. The transcript has 15 exons. The record is from RefSeq and is a predicted model, not a curated record. Gene Ontology annotation, biological process: positive regulation of transcription by RNA polymerase II; peptidyl-threonine phosphorylation; intrinsic apoptotic signaling pathway in response to DNA damage by p53 class mediator. The coding region runs from base 502 to 4101 and encodes 1199 amino acids.